Molecule: messenger RNA, 4512 nt
Organism: Tetrahymena thermophila SB210
Lineage: Eukaryota; Ciliophora; Oligohymenophorea; Hymenostomatida; Tetrahymenidae
Product: transmembrane protein, putative
Exons: 7
Source: RefSeq, a predicted model, not a curated record
AUGUCGAAAUUUAAAAGCAAGAAUUUGCUAUAAAUAAAGUCACGCAAUAGGGCUCUUUAUUCUUUAUUCCUGAUAGCCAUUUUAUAUUUGCCUACCAUACAAGCUUUCUAUAAAUCUAGAAUCAGUGCUGAUGAAACUGUACCUUCUGAAUUUCCUUCUUUUAGCAUCAAAUUAAAAUUUGUAACACAGCACUUUGCUCCUGUUUAAAAUUGCUCAAUAAAAAUUACAGUCGACUCUGAUGCUUAUGAAGCGACUCACGAUGUGAAUGGUUUAGUUGCACUGAAAGGAUCUUUUAAGAGAUAGGUCACAGAUGAUACAGUUCCAGUUCAAAUAGAAAUCUCAUCUGGUUAAGGCGAAAACAUUCUAGCAAAUACUAUCACCAAAGACUUAACUAAAAGUGCUACAAAUGCAAACGAAUAUGACUUAAACGAUCAAAUUAUUUACCAUCCUAACAUUCCAAAAGAAGCUCAUUUGAAGGGUACAGUUUAGAAUGAAGAAGGUCAAGGCAUAGCUAAUGCAAAAUUAUCAAUUUCAAUUGAUUAUCCUGUUUUCUAAGAUUUUUUGACUGUCUACACAGGAGAUAAUGGUUAAUUUGAUGUUGUAAUGUACUUAGAAUAGCUUAACCCAAUUUAUGGUAAUCUUUCAAUUGAUGCUGAUGGGUACUUACCUUGGAAUAUUAAGAAAGACACUGAAUAUACUUAAGGUUUUUACAUAGUUGAUCAUUUAUAUUUCGAAUUUGAUAAGCCUAUUGUUCUCAAGAAGGGAAGCGUUAAUCUAAAUUUAGAAGUUGAUGUUGUCGAGCACUCUACUAAUAAACCUUACAGUGGCUCCGCAGUUAAUGUUUCUUGCUAAAGUGGUAGCAACUCUUAACAUGUUAAGUAAUAUUAGCUGGGAACUACAGGUGACGAUGGAAAACUUAAUUUCUAAGAUUCAACAGAAUUCAAUCAAGAAGAAAAAAUUAUUUGUGUGAUAACAGCUUCUCCUGCAGUAAAUUCAAAUAAUUUAUAUGGAAGCACCGCCACAGUUAAUUUCCUUCGCCAAAACUAAUUUAAAGUUGAUCCUGUGAUUGUAUACAUCACCACUGAACCAAUAAAAGGAACUAUAACUGGUAUUUUUCAAAGCUCUAUCGACAAUUCUGCCAUACCAAAUCUCUUGGUUUCAUUUGCCUAAACUAGUGCAGUAAAGGCUUUGGCAGAUCCAGUUCAAACUGACAGUAAUGGUAAAUUCACCAUUUUAGUAACUGGUUUCAAAAACGAAGGAAAAUACGAAGGUUCAAUAGUUUACACUUCUGAUAUCUAUGAUCCUGGUUUUAAUUAUCCCUUAAAAAUUACUGAAGAUAAAUUCUAUUCAGAAGAUGUAGGCAUACUAAAAGCAACUUUAAAACCUGUUCCUGUUACUAUAAAUGUCACUGGUACUUUCCUUGAAAAAACUUUGAAAACUCCACUUCCAGAAUACGAUAUUGUCAUCACCAUUUCUUACUCCAGCAAUAAAAAUACUGACACUAUUCCUUUGAAAACUGAUAGCUAAGGUUUUUUCUCUCACCAAUUCUAAGGAUAAAAUACAGAAAAUUAUGUGAUUACUAUUGCAAGUUAAGCAUCAGAAGAGUUUUAAGAAUUGAGUUUGAAGAGAGAAUUAGGUCCUAAUAAGGCUAGCUUAUUCGAUGCAGACUUUAAAUAGGUGCAAGUAUCUAGAGUUCAAACUUAUGGUUUAAUUAUAGGCUAUCUUUAUGAUAUAAAUACCAAUAAGCCUUUGACAGAAGGUAGAAUAUCAGUUAUUGCUGAUAAGCCUUUCCCAGAACAAAAUAUGAAAUGUGCAUUUAAGGAUAAUGGAAACUUUAGAUGUGAUUUCGUUGUUGAAAAGUAUUUGACUUACGAUUCUUAAAUUCAAAUAGACACUGACUAUGGCAUGAGUGCUAAAACUGAUGUAGGAUAAUUAAAUAGAUAAAAUAACUACACAAUAACUGGCCUUAAAAGUGGUGUUAAAUUUGAAAUUAUACCCUAGUAAGGUUUAAUUUCUGGUACUCUCUACAACGGUGAAACUAACUAGGUUAUUACUGAAGGUAGUUAUACAAUUACUUCUAUUGAUCCAGCUAUUGAAAAUUAAGAUACUUUAGUUAACAAAGCAGUUAAUGUAAAUAGUGAUGGUACUUUCAAAAUAUAAUUGAACCUCCAUCUAGGACCUUCAUAUACUAUUAAAGUUAAAUUUGCCUCUGGAGCUCUUCCUGCUAGCGAUUAAGUGUUUUCACUUAAUUAUAAAAAUAAGUAUACUUUGGAAAACCUAUAAAUUAAUCUUGGAAUGCAAUUAAAUGGAUUAUUCAGUGGUUCAGUCAUUACUAAGCAAUUUAUACCUGUCUAGAAUGCUAUUAUUAAAGUUUUCAUUGAUAAUAUCCCCAAUCCAUUCACAGGUUCAACAGAUCUAAAGGGUCAAUUUACUAUCAAAGUACCUUCACCAACUACUUAAGAUGUUCUCAACGCCAAAAUAACAGUCGACAAAGAGAAAUUCAAAUAGUAUAGCGACACUGUUUAAUUUACUAAAGAAAACUCAUUUUAAGUAACAAAUUAUAAAAUCACAUUAGCAGGUGAUUGGUGGAAAUCUUCAUUUACAGGAAAAAUUAUCGAUGAAAAUAAUUUACCUGUUCCUUUCUGCUCACUCUCUCUUGUUUUGAAAGACAGUUUCAAAGAACCAACUACACCUUUACCUUAUACUACAGUUAGUGUCUUAUCAGGAGAUUACUUGUUUUCAAUAGAUGUAAAUUAUGAUGAUGAUUAUAUGAGUUAUCUAUCUAUCAAGUGUAAUAACUUUAUUGAUAGAAUAGAACCCAUUAAGUUAGGAAACUAAAACCAAUACAAGAUUGAAAACAGAAUAUCAAAAAUGGAAAGAAAACUGAUUAUGCUCUAAUUUUCAGGCUCUGUUCUAAAUUCGAUUAGUGAACCUGUUGCUGGAGUUUCUAUUCAGCUAACCUUUGACUAUGAGUCUCAUACUCAUGGAAUCCAUGAUAUGGGUGAAGGAUUCAAUAGAAAUGGUAGUUUUGACUUUAGAUAAAAAGUAAUGAUGGGUUAUAAUUAUAAAGCAAAUGUCUAAAUAUAGCUCCCUAAAGAGGCUAUUGAUGCUGACUACUAAACUUAUAGCUUUGAUUUACAAUUUAACGAUAGCAAUAAUUAUAAGGUUCAUAAAGAAAUAGAAAUUAAGAAGUCCCUUACUGACUGCUUGAUUAGUGGUGUCAUUUUAGAUGCAGAAACUAAAGCUCCUCUUCCAAGCGCUUAAGCUAUUCUCCACUUCACUUAAACUGAUUUCUCAGAUUAUACUUUAUUUGUCUACACAAAUGAAUAGGGUCAAUUUGAAAUCAAGACUUAAAUUUAAGAAGGCUUCUUUUAUGUUGCUAAAGCUGAAGGAAAAAAACAAAACUAUAAAGAUAAUUCAGUUGAUAUUAUUUUAUCUGUUGAAAAUAAAUUUACCAUUACUGGUAUUCAAAUUCUUUUAAAUAAAGCAGCUGAAACUGAUUAUACUAAUGGAUUUAUCCACGGUCAUGGAUUAUCUAUUACUGGAGAUCCUAUCGCUUAAAGCAAUGUUGUAGCUUAUUCAGAAGUAGAACCAUCAAUUAAAUUCUAAGCAACUACAGACGCUAAUGGAUUCUUUGCAUUGCCAGAUUUAAGAUUAGUAACAGGUAAUGUCUAUGCUUUUGUUAUAGAACUGCAACCAGCUGAUGCUAACUUUGAUAAAAAGUAGCGCAGAAUUCACCUUUCUGUCAACGAUAACUACCAGUACAAUAAUUUGACUUUAGCAGCUGAAAGAUUGAGGGUCAAAUACACAAUUAAAGGAAAAAUCAAUGAUAAAAACUCUGGUUUAGUUUUAGGAGGCACAUAUAUCACAGUUUCAUUUAUUAGUUAAAGGUUUAUCGAUAAUUCAUAUACUUAUUCCAACCAAGAAGGUGAAUUCACUCUAACUGGAACGGUUGCCAAAGGACUUAAUUACGAUGGUAAGCUUGUCUUUAUCCAUGCUGGUUAUGAAACUUUGACUCCAUAAAUUACCCUUCAAUAUGAUGCAAAUGCUGCAUCUAACGAUGAUUUUUAUUUAAAGAGUGAUGCAAAUUUCUAAUUAGCUAUGAAUCCUUUCUAGAAAUUGUACUAUGUUGAUGAAAGAAAUACUAUCCCUAUCAAAUCUAAGGUCUAUGAAAAAACAACUUGCAAACUCUACCCUAAUAAGUAUUUACCAUUCGUUAAAGUUUCUCUUUAUUUCGAAGGCUAGUAAGGAUAGGAUGGCACAUUGAUAGCUUAAACCUAUACUGAUUUAAAAGGUAACUUUGUUAUAUAUGCUCCAAGACCUCUCUUCUCUGACUUGUAAUCCUAUCUAGUUUUCGAAAGAAAUGGGUAUAAUCAAUUAAAAGAAUUCUAAAGAAUUACACCCAAUGCUUACUACAUUGAAUAAGGACCACAAUAAAUUAGCAAUAAAUCAGGAGUAUCUGACUGCUCUAAAAAGCAAAGGAAAAUAUAAAAUAAAUAUGAUAAAGUUUGA